UGGGACUCGCCUCCUGCUGACACGUAGGUGCGUUUGGGUUUCCCAAGAGUCGUCUUCAUUUCUCCAUUUUCUUACUCCCCAAAAAAAAAAUAAACAAAUUAAAAGUAAAUCAAGAAACCCCCUUUUUCCUCUCUCUUUUCCUUAUUACUAUGAAUUAUCAUCAAUCGAUUGUCUGUCACUACUUUGCACUGUUUUGUUUUGAGACGGUUUCCCUUUUUCGUUUAUUUAUUUAUUUUUUAUUUUGGUUUUUUUUUUCAAUUUUUUGUUUGUUGACUUUGGACAUGGAUUUCUGGGGUGACAUGUGUUGAUUAAAGUUGAGAUUUUUAACACUUGGAGGUUGAGGCUUGAGGGUAGUGAAAAAAGGGCUAUAAUUCCACAAGGGAGUGAGAUUUUGCAGAGAAACCUCUUGAGCCGUCUCUUGUGGAUAUCUUAUUUUUACACAAAAGCUGAUUGAUGGAUGAAUUCUCUUCACUAAUUAGUCUGCCAUUUAAGCUAGGAAAUUUGAUUACUGAAGACAAGUCUUUCACAAGCAGUGUCGAGAGUGCAGGGAUCGAACUGGUAACUGGCUCGAUAACACUUUUGCCUGAAAACUCCAUGACGAAACUGCCCUUGGUGCCCGUCAUUGCCUUUGAGAAUAAAAAAUCCAACUAUAACGUCCCACUCAAUGGAGUAGUCGUGAAAAUCGAGUCAAGCUUUGAUAUGUCUAACAUUGGUGAAGAUGAAAGUGAUAGUUUUAUGGUCAUUAAUAAUGCAGUUGAGAGAGAAAUUGAGAAAGACGAUCAAACGGGCCUCGUUAGUGGCCCAUUAGCCACCACCAUUGUAGAUUCUCCAUACACAAUGAAUGAUGAUGCUAUUGGGGAGACUAGUUCUGGUCCAAUUUCAUGUAAUAACUUAGAUGAGAUUGACAAUAUCGUCAUUUGUCGAAAUAUCAUCAAGAAAUCGGACUCAUGGGUCGAGAUAGCCGAGGAUCUUUCUGCGGAAAAUACUCGUGAGCCUGUGCCUAAGAGAACAUUUUCAGCGUCCCUAGUUGAAAUCCCGCAAGAAAGUAAAAUGAUUAAGCAUAAUCUGCCUCUAAAUGCUUUGCCUCUUUGGGGCUUGACUUCUAUUUGUGGAAGGAGGUCAGAAAUGGAAGAUUCAGUAGUUGCUUUACCGAGAUUUCUCAGCAUUCCUUCUUUUAUGUUGAGCGACAACCCAGUUUUCACUUCCGUGCAUAAAGAUUUAACUGGCCAUGUUUUCGGAGUUUUUGAUGGACACGGAGGUUUUCAGGUUUCUGAUUACUGCCGAGAGUAUAUGCAUCUAGCUUUGGCAGACGAGGUUCGUGUGGCCAGAGAGAAAUUGCCGGUCGAAGUUUUCGGGCGUAACUUGAACGAGCAGUGGCUCGAGAUAUUCCGUAACUGUUUCCAGAGAUUAGAUGACGAGGUUGGAGGAUUUGCUAGAGGCAAUGGGGAAAGUGACGAUUCUCCUGUUAGCCCUAUUGCGCCCGAUUCUGUGGGGUCCACAGCUGUGGUUGCAGUUGUUUGCACCACGCAUGUUAUCGUGGCGAAUUGUGGUGAUUCGAGAGCGGUUUUGAACCGGGGGAAAGUGCCGGUGCCAUUGUCUGUUGACCAUCGACCAAAUAGAGAAGAUGAGUGUGCAAGGAUCGAAGGUUCGGGAGGGAAGGUCAUUAAUUGGGACGGGCCACGUGUUUCGGGUGUGCUUGCUGUGUCUAGGUCCAUUGGUGAUAGACACUUGAGGCCUCAUGUGAUUGCCGAUCCAGAGCUUAUGAUCGUCCCUCGAACAAAAGAAGACGAGUGCCUCAUUUUAGCUAGUGAUGGCCUAUGGGACGUGAUGACAAAUGAGGAGGCUUGUGAUUUGGCCAGAAAAAGGAUUCUACUCUGGCACAAGAAAAAUGGGCCCACUCUACCCGAAGAACGAGGGCACGGUGUUGAUCCGGCGGCCCAGGAUGCGGCUGAUUAUCUCUCACGUUUUGCUCUCCAAAGGGGGAGCCGAGACAAUAUCUCGGUCAUCGUGGUAGAUUUGAAAGCUCGAAGGAAGUUCAAAAAGAAGAAAUGAAAAGUUUGCAAGUUUGUGUUUUAAAAAGAAAGAAGAAAAAGAGACACAGAGAAUGGAGGAGAAUGGAAGAUAACUCUGAUCUCCCAUUCUCCUCUCAUCUAUCCAAAUCUUCGUUUGGAGGGUUAAUAAUUAACCGAGGUUUGUUGCAUCUAAUUUAGAGAGAGAUGUAAUAUCUGCAUUUAUCUUUGGUGUAUCCCUACAAGAAGGGAUCAAAUUCUGAACUGAGAAAAGACUAUGAAAGAACAUAGUCUUAGUUUGUCGGUGUAGUAGAUGUGAACCAAAUGUUUCUCCUAUUAUUUGUAAUUUGUAACUUGCAAUGUCAGCUGUUUUCAAUUAAUUUUA
This is a messenger RNA of Striga asiatica, 2394 nucleotides long. The record is from the annotation of a GenBank genome assembly. NCBI's taxonomy places the organism in Eukaryota, Viridiplantae, Streptophyta, Magnoliopsida, Lamiales, Orobanchaceae.